This is a messenger RNA of Manihot esculenta (cassava), 738 nucleotides long. RefSeq lists its product as uncharacterized. The transcript has a single exon. The coding region runs from base 1 to 738 and encodes 245 amino acids. The record is from RefSeq and is a predicted model, not a curated record. Lineage: Eukaryota; Viridiplantae; Streptophyta; Magnoliopsida; Malpighiales; Euphorbiaceae.
AUGGCACCUUAUGAAGCAUUGUAUGGAAGGAAAUGUAGAACUCCAUUGUGCUGGACAGAACUCAGUGAAGCUAAAGUGAUAGGUCCAGACUUGGUGAGGGAAACAGAAGAGAAAGUGAGAACUAUCAAGGAAAGGUUGAAAGCAGCUUCAGAUAGACAGAAGUCUUAUGCAGAUUUGAAGAGAAAAGAUAUAGCAUAUGAAGUUGGAGAUAAAGUGUUUCUUAAAGUCUCUCCAUGGAAAAGGGUGCUCAGAUUUGGCAAAAAGGGAAAGUUAAGUCCUAGGUUUAUCGGUCCAUAUGAGAUAAUUGAACGUGUGGGUCCGGUAGCCUACAGGUUAGCAUUACCCCCUGGAUUAGAUAAGAUACAUAAUGUCUUCCAUGUAUCCAUGCUGAGAAGAUACAGAUCUGAUCCUUCUCAUGUCAUUUCUUCUGAGAUAAUUGAUAUUCAACCUGAUUUGACUUAUGAGGAGGAACCAGUGAAGAUUUUAGCACGAGAAAUAAAGGAGCUAAGGAAUAAGAAGAUUCCAUUAGUGAAGAUUCUUUGGAGAAACCACAAAACAGAGGAAGCUACAUGGGAAAGUGAGGACUUAAUGAGGCAACAACACCCUCAGCUAUUCAUGACAGGUAAAUUUCGAGGACGAAAUUUUUUUAAGGAGGGGAGAAUUGUAACAUUCCAAAACCUGCAGAUAGAAAUAAAGCAACCAUUAGCUUUCAAUUGUACCAGUCCGAAGUUAGAAUAA